Messenger RNA from Pecten maximus, 2990 nucleotides. Its product is annotated as protein DD3-3-like. Lineage: Eukaryota; Metazoa; Mollusca; Bivalvia; Pectinida; Pectinidae. The record is from RefSeq and is a predicted model, not a curated record.
ACACAAACUAGUUUCACUUCACACAUAAACUAGUAGGAGGAAGUUGGUGGUAAGAUGAUGAGUGUUUAGCUAUCUCCUUAAUUUUAUACUAUAUCUAGUGUAUGUUUAAGAUACAGAAGUUCAUACCUACAUAGAAGUCUCACGAAUUUUAAGAUAAGAUGAAGACAGUGGUGUUUUCGAGCAAGCUGCUGCUGCUGAUGUUUAUAAUCAGUGUACAAGGAGACAUAUACUUACAAAUUCCACGAGGUUCCAACAACAGACUGUCAGAAACCACAGCAACUCGAACCAACGCCAACCGUGUGUUUGAUUCACAGAACAACAACCGAGGUGGAUACAAUGUAGGGGACGCUACUGCUGAAAAAGCCAACAAUGAUGAGGGCAAACAAUACAGAAUGAAAUAUUUUCAAAGUGGACCUUGGAAGACAAAGACAAAUGAUGCAGGAAAGAGCUACCUGUCGGUGGAGUGGACCAAUCAGCAUGGCUGUGGGGGUAAUGAGGACACUAAUCCCCAGAAACAGAAUUGUCACUUAGUGCUGCAGUAUAUGUGUCAGGACGAUGUUGACACGCCCACAGGUACAGAUGAUACACUUAGGAAUGGAGUCCAGACCAGUACACAGGACUACCAGCCUCCCAACAACCUGGAUGAGACAAAAAACCAGAAAAACAACAGGAAGAACAACAAUGUAAAAUCUAACCGAGCGAUUCAGGAACCCUGGGAGUGGUACGACAGCUGUUAUAUACGACAACGCAAUAAAGGGUUGUUUACAGCAGACCAAAAACUUAAGAACAACAAAUUUGGGUACAGCAGUGCUAUCUAUACCAGACAAGAUAAUCAAGGCAAUCGCUAUGGCUACGAAUGUCCAGAAGAAAGAGAUUAUUAUCCAUACUGGCAUCCAACUCCCUGGACAGAUAUUGCUGUGUUGGCUGAAAAUGCUUCCAUGUGUCAGUAUUAUGAAAAGGAAAGUUUCAACAUCCGACCAUAUCAUCAGUGUGUGGAAAAAUAUGGUGAUGGCAGCCGCAAAGAUGGAUCCAAGUGGAACAACCGACAGCAGUGUGUCGACAAUGGUGGCCAGUGGAUAGCCUUCUACAGCUACCUAGAAAAGGCCCCAGCCUUUACUAGUGAAAAUCAGUGUACACGACAGACUGCCGGAGGUUACAAGUACAUCUGGGCUGUACCAUUUGAUGCUGAGGACGUCACCAAGAAGGAAUGCCUCAUCAAGCUUGACGCUCCACAGUGUAGAGCUGCUGACUUUUCCAGGUCUAAUCACCUUGGCAAUGGAGCUGACGGAAAGGCUCUUCACUAUGACUGGACUCUGCCAUACUUCCCUUCCAGUAACACAAAGAGAUGUGUUUUUAGAAUCAGAUACAACAUUUCCACUGAUGACUUUGACCCCUAUGCUACAAACAGUAGUCACAACAGGAACAUACAGACAAAGACCAUGUCUCCUGUGGAACAAAACCCAUAUGUGGAUGUUGGUGAGCGGUCAGCUCUCCGACUAAACAUCAAUACAGAUCAGACAGGUCGUGUAUUCCAAGACCGUAGCCAUGUGUUUCUCAUGAAGCCCCGCCCCGAAAUAGAGAAUGAGAGGGUCUACAACCUCAACAUUAGGGGCAAGCGUGGCAACAUCGUCCAGGUGUACCCAGCUGUAGAGUAUGACUUCCACCCUAACACCCUCAGUCUUCAACCCAAUGACCUGGUACACAUACAGUGGACAGGUUCUAACAGUCAUAACAAUGGAGGAAAUGGUGGAGAUGGACAAGCAGGUGACGAGGGACAAGGAAAGGAUGGUACUGAUAGAAACAAUAUGGUACAGAUACAGGAUUUGAAUGACAACUAUCCUGUGCCAUUUGAACAGUCCAAUAUGUGGCAGAAUGCCGAAGUAAAAUGGAUUUAUCACAGUAAAACAUCUGUGUCACCAAAGGACCUUGCAGUCAGCAUGGCUUCAUCUGGAUACUAUAUGUGCAUCAAAGGAAGUAGUUGCGGUGGACAGUCAGGAGAAGCUGCCGACACCAAGACACAGAUGGAUAAACUCCUCAACAAUGCCCCAGCAUCGUACGAGGGCGCUGUGCUCAAGUUCAAACCCGGCACCUACCACUACAUGUGUAGUAGAAACAACAACUUCACAAACCGCAGCCAAAAGGGCACAAUCAUUGUCAGAUAGAAAGGUCACAACUAAUGUCCAAUAGGAAAAAAUACAUUAUGUACUCAAAAAUCAUAACAAACCAUAAUAUAAAGGGCAUUUCAUUAUGACCUCCAAAAAUUGAACAUGGCAUUAAUAUCGUCUGAUGGAAGGACGCACCUUGCAUAUUAUCUAUUCAAAGAACAUAACACACCACAGCCUUCUUGUCCAAUAGAAAUUGCAUAUACGUAUAAUGUGCAAUUGUAACUGGUGGCCAUGAUCGGGAACAAGAUUUGGCAGCCAAACCAAACAUUACAGAACAACUAGUGAUUUAUAACGUUCUUUAUAUGCAAGACAUUUGGUGGUUUACAAUUAAUGAUGUAUCUUUUUGGUCCUCACUUUGGUCCUUGUCAAAGAGGACGUUUUGUUUGGUAUGUUAACUGGCCUUUGCAGUUGUUAUAUAUGUACUUGCCAUAUAUAUUGUGUCAUAUCAAAAUUAAUAUUGUACAGGCAUUUUUUCUAUUUGUUUACCUUGGAUUUUUAUAUAAACUUGUGUCCACAAACAUGAAAUGUGAUAGUUAAUAGGUAUAUUCUUGUAAACAUUAUACAUUAUAUGAUUCACAGACCACUUUAGAUAUAGGUUAACUUAAAAUAAUUUGUUUCAUUGUAUAGGUCAUUUAUAAGUUUACAAUUAUGAAAAUACUCAGGUUGAGAUUAAAUCUGUUUUAACUAUACUUCAGAUGUUUUGAUAUUUAUUGGUACUGAAUAAAAUUUUACUAAGCCUUGUGAUGGGAGUCACUUUUUAAGAGCAAACUAAAUAAGUGAAUAUGAGUGAAAAAAUAAAUUCAGAUCUGACCACAUUUAAUAAAA